UCCGAAAGUCCAACCGUCCCCUUCCCUACGCCGCGAAGUGGGCGCGGCGUAGCGGUUAAGGUCGCCGCCCGAUUGGCCGUCGCCGAAGAGCUUUCGUCAAAUAAAAUCCAAUCGUUGAGUAAAGGAAUGCGAAUCUCCGAGCUUUUUCCGUCCCUCCCCCCCUCUAAGGGGGUGUGCAGUGCCGUUUGAUGGGAGUAUGAUUUUAUUACGGCAUUACCGAGCAAGCCAAACCCCGAAUCGCCCGGCUUACAGUCUGCAUUAUCUCACCUCGGGGCGGGGGGUUGUGUCGAAGGGGGCGGCGGGGCGACGGGAGGGGGUACCGGGGUACGGGGGUAGCGUCCUACGAUUUUGCGGCUUUCGUUCCGGAGUGAGCUACGAGGAGCUCACGUUGUUCAGCCACCCCGUGCUUACGUCAGUCCACAUUACGCCGUCGAACAUUCACCGCAUAACGCACAUUCGUGUGCAACGAGAGCCCGUUUCUCCGUUCGUUGAUCGUAUAAUCGCGGUUUUUUUUCUCGUUUUUUUGUUUGUUUUGGAAUCAGUGCAAGUGACCGGACAGGCGAGGGAUGCGAGUAAACGUGUGGAACGUCGAGUGAGAGUUUAAAAAUUGCACGAUGCGUGCGUUCGCCGAUUAUUGGUGAUAAAUGUACACGAGCGAACGACAAACGGCCCAGUCGAAAAUCGAAAUCAUUUUUAAAUUCUUGAGAAAAUGAUGAAUCCAGUUUGUCCCGAAUUCCAGUGUGACCGGGUCCAGUGAAGUUGACGAAACUAGAAAGUAAAGAAAACAAAAAUAAAUAAAUAAAGCAACAACCAAAGAUCGGUUAAAUCGAAAAGGGUGAUAAUUAGCGCGUGUGAUGUUCCCGUCGUCGGCAGCCAUGCUGAAGAACUUGCAACAGAGCGCUAUGACGACGUCGCCGUUUCUCAUGGAAAAUUUACUACAGAGUAAAAGUACGGGUGGUGAUCUCGCCAGCCUCACUCUGAACCUGGCGAGCUACGUGGCUCGUCAGCGCGAGAGGAUGGAAUCCGAGAGCAUGAGAGUCGAACGGGAUCACCUGCAGGAUUUCGAGAGGAUUCACGGCAGGAGUACGGAAAGGUCGAACGUCGCGGAUCCGGACCGUUGCCGGGAUCGGGGCCAGUCCCUGAAGGAUCAGAGGGUGGACAGGUCGCAGGAUACGGAGCAGGAGAGGAGAUCCGCCUCGGGUAUGGACGUGGACAACGAUCACGGUACCGACGGAGGGAUCGACAGGUUGAGCAACGUGAUGGAGAGGCUCUCCGAGCGAUUGGAGAACAGGUCGAAUUCCAAUCACUCGAUGGAGGAGGACCGCGUGUCCGGCGACACGGACGUCAACGGUGUCCAGGAGCGGGAAAGACUGUCGAUACAGAUGGAGCGUGGCUUCGAGAUCGGGAGGAACGUGAUGAGGACGUCGGACGAGAUGAGGAUGCACAUCGAGAGGGAGGGCGACAGAAUGGAGAGGAUCAGCGAGGAGACGACUUGCACGUGCGGGGACGACCGUUGCUCGGGCACGGGUUGCCGUACCAUCCAGGAGAAGGAGAAACCGCAACUGAAAUUCAGCGUGAACGCGAUACUCGGUGGCAAUCACGACAGGCGGCCGAAUCCCGAUGCCUUCCAGGGAUUGCCGCCCGGAGCGAUUCCGGCCUUCCUUCACAACCUACAGAAUUCGGCGGGGUAUAACAUCGCAAAACCGAUAGCCAGACCCGCGGCCUAUCAUCCCCAUCAUCCCGCCCACCCUGCCCAUCAUCCGGGCCAACAUCAGCUGCCCCCAAACGCCCAUCACACGCUGCAUCAGUUGCUGGCUUGCAGAGGACCUUACCUAACCGUCGCAACUCCGGGGGCGGGUGGCCAUCACCCCGGGGCACCGGGAACCGGCGCCGGGGGUUUUCCAGGGGCGAUGCAGGGCACCCUCGGUCUGGCUAGUAUGGGCCUCGGCGGCUUGGCAGGAGGUUUUCCAUGGGCCAGCAGCGCACGGGGUAAACCGCGUCGCGGCAUGAUGAGGAGAGCCGUAUUUUCCGACUUGCAACGUCGCGGACUCGAGAAGAGGUUCCAGCUGCAGAAGUACAUCAGUAAACCGGACCGCAAGAAACUGGCGGAAAAACUCGGCCUCAAGGAUUCUCAGGUGAAAAUCUGGUUCCAGAAUCGCCGCAUGAAAUGGAGGAACAGCAAGGAACGCGAACUUUUGGCAGCCGGAGGUUCCCGCGAACAGACCUUACCUAACAAGAACAACCCCAAUCCGGACUUGAGCGAUGCCGAUGGCGACAGGCCGAGGCUUGACCUGAGCGACGCGAGUCCUCUCACGAGUCCCCAGAGGCCGGACGAUCACACGGACAACGAGGACGACGAGGAGAUCAACGUCACGUGAUAAGAUCUCCUCGAUUUUUCGAAAGCGUCUUUAUUUGAACGGGGGAAACGAUUAAAACGACGCGCGAAUGAAGUGCGUUCCCCCGCACUUUUUAUCCCCUCGAAAUCCCCCGCUGUUGCGGCGAACGGUUUUUAACAAAAGUCUAUUCGAAAAGUGAAAGAGAUUGAACAAAUGAAACACCAAAGUGAAAAAGUAUUCCUAUAAUUAAAUUUAUGAAGAUAAAGAAGAAGAAAAUAAAUGGAAAAAAAAAAACCAAAACGAUGUAUUAUAUUGUAAUUAGCACUGAAUGUAUUAUCUCACUAAAGGUCUUCUAAAUUAUAUCGUAAGAAACGUAACUAUGUAAAUUUAGCAUUAACGAUGUCUAAGAUAAAAAUUAUGACAAAUAACAAUGAAUCAACAACCAAAUGUAAAACUAUUACUCGUGAUAUAUUAUAAUAAUUCCAUGUAAUAUAACGAAAUAAAAAUAU
Messenger RNA from Athalia rosae (coleseed sawfly), 2845 nucleotides. RefSeq lists its product as uncharacterized. The record is from RefSeq and is a predicted model, not a curated record. Gene Ontology annotation, biological process: regulation of transcription by RNA polymerase II. The transcript is spliced from 4 exons. NCBI's taxonomy places the organism in Eukaryota, Metazoa, Arthropoda, Insecta, Hymenoptera, Athaliidae. The coding region runs from base 855 to 2378 and encodes 507 amino acids. Gene Ontology annotation, molecular function: DNA binding; DNA-binding transcription factor activity, RNA polymerase II-specific.